AUGAAUUCCGAUAGAUCAAAUGUACCGUUGAUACCUUCGGAAUAUUAUGCAACAGCACAACCAUCAAACUCAAGUUAUAAUUCAUAUGAAAUGGCAUCCACUUCUUCCACUCAGUUAAAAUCUGACGAUGAUGAUGAAGAUAUUUGUGAAUGUUGUCAAUCAAAUUCAGAAUGUAUUGAAUGUUGUAACAGUUUCUUACAAUUAUUAUGUUGCUGUUGUAUGUUCGUGGAAUGUUUAUCAUUAAUGAAAUAA
Adineta steineri is the source of this 252-nucleotide messenger RNA. The record is from the annotation of a GenBank genome assembly. Lineage: Eukaryota; Metazoa; Rotifera; Eurotatoria; Adinetida; Adinetidae.